Molecule: messenger RNA, 3154 nt
Organism: Nelumbo nucifera (sacred lotus)
Lineage: Eukaryota; Viridiplantae; Streptophyta; Magnoliopsida; Proteales; Nelumbonaceae
Source: RefSeq, a predicted model, not a curated record
AUGGUGGACGUGAAGCCGUCAUUGUUUACGGGCGCGACAAUGGCGAUUGAGUCAGAGGGGGAGAAGAGGUGGGAGGAGGUGCUGCGGAGAAUGCUUCCUGCGGGAGCUCCAUUACCGGAUGAAGAGCAUCUCGAUUACUCGAUCGCGGUCGAGUACCACGGCCCUCCGGUACCCUUCGAGGUCCCCAAAGUUGAGCCUUUGGACAUCGACUCGCUUUCGAUUCGGAGCUCUUCUCUGGUUUCUGUGUCAGAGUAUGCUCCAGUUGCUAAGGUGGUUGCGCCGAUUAUUCCGGUAGCUCCAAAGGCUUCGAGGUUUAAUAGAAUUCUUAUUGGAGGGGGCAGUGGGGAAUCGAGGAGAUCUCCUCAGGUGGAGAGCCCGAGGUCGUCUGUUACGAGGACGCGAACUGAAUCUCAGGGAGAUGAGCCAAGAGAAUCAGACUUUGGGGAUGAAGGAGCGGACGAAGCGUCGAGUCUUGGGGGGUCGUCGUCUGUUCGAGAGGCGAAUUCACCGACAAGGUCUCCUCUCGUUGGUUCGCCAAAGGCCACAGGUGCGGGGCGGCGAGUGGCGUUCAAUACUGCAGACGAUUGGGGAGAUGAGGAGGAGGAGGAGGAAUUGCCUUCUACUAGGUCUAGUGUUGUUGACCAGGCAGGGGCCCCGGCUGUGGUUCAGCGGAAGAAAAAUGUCUGUAGCAGGUGUGGGAAGGGGAACAGGUUGAAGGAGAGGGAGACUUGUCUGGUAUGUGAUGCGAGGUAUUGCAGCAAUUGUGUUCUGAAAGCGAUGGGCUCGAUGCCGGAAGGCCGGAAGUGUGUAAGCUGCAUUGGGAAGCCGAUAAAUGAGUCGAAGCGAUCGAGUUUGGGGAAAUCUUCGAGGAUGUUGAGUAGACUGUGUAGUCCUUUAGAGGUUAGACAGAUAAUGAAAGCAGAGAAAGAAUGCUCUGCGAAUCAGCUUCGACCUGAGCAGCUUAUUGUGAAUGGGAGGCCUCUUAGACAAGAAGAACUGGCUGAUAUUUUGGGUUGUGCUUAUCCUCCUCAGAAGCUGAAACCUGGGAGGUACUGGUAUGACAAAGAUUCUGGACUUUGGGGAAAGGAGGGAGAGAAGCCUGAUAGGAUCAUAAGUUCAAAAUUGAACGUCGGAGGAAAGCUACAGCCAGAUGCAAGCAAUGGAAAUACACAAGUAUUCAUCAAUGGGCGUGAAAUCACAAAGAUAGAACUCAGGAUGCUGAAGUUGGCCAAUGUGCAAUGCCCCCGGGAUACUCAUUUUUGGGUGUAUGAUGAUGGAUCUUAUGAGGAAGAAGGUCAGAAUAACAUAAAGGGCAAUAUAUGGGGAAAGGCAUCAACUCGAUUCAUUUGUUCAUUAUUCUCAUUGCCCGUGCCACCUGGAAAUGCUCCUGGACAAAGAGAAGAUGCAACUACUUUCUCAAGUAGGUCUGUGCCUGAAUAUUUGGAACAGAGAAGAGUCCAGAAGCUUUUGUUACUUGGUUUGGAAGGUUCUGGAACAAGCACUAUCUUCAAGCAGGCCAAGUUCUUACAUGGAAGCUUUACUCCAGAAGAGCGGCAGAAUAUCAAGCUUAUGAUACAAAGCAACAUGUACAGAUAUCUUAGCAUAUUGCUUGAGGGCCGGGAGCGUUUUGAAGAGGAGGUUUUGAUGAGAAAAAAGGAUACUGCAUUAGAUGCUGAAGAUUCUGACCCAGGAGAAUGUGGAGCCAAUGAAAGUAAGCAAUGCAUCUAUUCAAUUAACCAAAGAUUGAAGCAUUUCUCUAACUGGCUACUAGAAAUUAUGGCUAUGGGAGAUUUGGAUGCUUUCUUUCCUGCUGCAACCCGUGAGUAUGCCCCUGUUGUAGAUGAAAUUUGGAAGGAUCCUGCUCUUCAAGAAACAUACAAGAGAAGAGAUGAAUUGCAUUUUCUUCCUGAUGUUGCCAAUUAUUUCUUAGAUCGGGCCAUUGAGAUAUCAAGCAAUGAGUAUGAGCCUUCAGAGAAAGACAUUUUAUAUGCUGAAGGAGUCACCCAGAGCAAUGGUGUAGCCUUCCUUGAAUUUACAUUGGAUGGUCAUAGUCCUAUGUCAGAGAUAUACCAUGAAAACUUCGAAUGUCCUCCUCCACAGACCAGGUACCAACUAAUUCGUGCAAGUUCAAAGGGACUAUAUGAUGGCUGCAAAUGGCUGGAGAUGUUUGAAGAUGUGAGAGCUGUAGUCUUCUGUGUUGCCCUAAGUGACUAUGAUCAGUUGUGGUCCCAUGGCAUGGGUCCAAUGUACAAUAGAAUGAUAGCAAGUAGAGACCUGUUCGAGAGUGUGGUGAGACACCCUUGCUUUAUGGAUACCCCCUUUAUUCUCCUUCUCAACAAGUAUGAUGCAUUUGAGGAGAAAAUCAACCGGGUUUCUUUAACAGUUUGUGAGUGGUUUGGAGACUUCAGCCCAGUGAAGCCCCAUCAUAACAACCACUCCUUGGCUCAUCAGGCAUAUUUCUAUGUGGCAAUGAAGUUUAAGGAUCUAUAUGCCUCCAUCACCAACCGGAAGUUGUUUGUGUGGCAAACCAGAGCCCGUGAGCAUAGCACAGUAGAUGAAGCAUUCAAAUACAUUAGAGAGGUUCUUAAGUGGGAAGAUGAGAAGGAUGAUAACUAUGGGAUUGGUGGUGAAGAUUCAUUUUACAGUACAGACAUUAGCUCCUCACCAUAUAUUAGGCAGGAGUGACGGAGUGAGUUUCAUUCUUUUGUUGCGGUAGUGGGCCUAGUUUUCAUGCUUACUGCUGUUUUGAGUAAGAAGACAUCAAUUAUCUGAAUUGGAGAAAUCUCAGAGCCCAUCUAGCAUUAUCUAUUCGGAUACAAUUGAUAAAGUCUGAAGCAGGAAACUGAUUUGGCUGAAGUGUAACUUGUAAGGAUGCUUUUCAGGAUGGGGCCGCAUUGGCUGGGAUUGGCUGUGUAUGUGCUCGUGGUCUCAGAGAAAGCCUAUGUGAGCCAAGUUUGUUGGUGAGAUAUUAUGUUGCUCUGUAUAUUCUAAGGUUUAUAUUCUUUGACUUGAAGCUUGUUUUCUCAAAUAAAAUUAUAUUUACUUAUGUAGUGAGAGUGCGGCUCUCAUUUAAAGGGAUACAGUGCUUUACUAUGCUUAUUUUCCUUCUUUCAUCCUAUCAAACUUUGAAUGGGCAUUUUAGUAAUUUUACCUA